UCUGUUUUGCCCAAAUUAUUCUUUCUCAUUCUUGAAAGUGAAUCUGAAGUUGAAGGCAAAGGGAAAAUGGCUCAUUACCAUAAUGACCAUAAAAAGAACGAUGACGUGGAGUUUGUCCGAACUGGCUAUGGGAAGGAUAUGGUCAAAGUUCUUCGUAUUCAGCGAAAUGGAAAAUAUCACAGCAUUAAAGAGGUGGCAACUUCGGUGGAACUUACUCUGAGCUCCAAAAAAGACUACCUGUAUGGGGAUAAUGCAGACAUCAUCCCCACAGACACCAUGAAGAACACAGUUCAUGUCCUGGCAAAGACCAAAGGCAUUAAAAGCAUAGAAACUUUUGCCAUGCAUGUCUGUGAGCAUUUCCUUUCUUCCUUUGACCAUGUCAUCCGAGUUGGAGUCUAUAUGGAAGAAGUUCCUUGGAAGCGUCUUGAAAAGAAUGGAGUUAAGCAUGUCCAUGCAUUUAUUUAUACUCCCACUGAAAAGCACUUCUGUGAGGUUGAGCAGAUGAGGAGUGGACAUCCAGUCAUUCAUUCUGGAAUCAAAGACCUCAAGGUCUUGAAAACAACCCAGUCCGGAUUCGAAGGAUUCAUCAGGGACCAAUUCACCACCCUCCCAGAGACGAAGGACCGAAUCUUUGCCACCCAAGUGUACUGCAGGUGGCGCUACCACCCGGGCAGAGACGUGGACUUUGACGCCACCUGGGACACUAUGAGGGACAUUAUCCUGAAGAAGUUUGCUGGACCCUUUGACAGAGGCGAGUACUCGCCCUCUAUCCAGAAGACCCUCUGUGACAUCCAGGUGCUCUCCUUGAGCCAGAUCCCUGAGAUAGAAGAUGUGGAACUCAGCCUGCCAAACAUUCACUACGUUGAAAUCGACAUGUCCAAAAUGGGACUGAUCAACAAGGAAGAGGUCUUCCUACCGUUAGACAAUCCAUAUGGCAGAAUUACUGGUAAACUCAAGAGGAAGCCGACUUCGAAGCUGUGACAUCGUGGCCACCAGUGGGAGUCCAUGAUUAGUUGAGGCAUUCAGUGAGCCACUUGUGAUGCUGGAAAUCAUGAUGUGUAGCCAUGCAGAUUUUCAAUCUAUUAUGUUGAUUCAUGGUGCUAACGUGUUUUCCUCCUGUUUGAAAGAAUUCUUCAUCUAGCCCAGCAGAGUGUUUUAUGAUUAGUAAUUAUAACAUGCUUUAUGGAUACCAGUUUUCUUCACAAAUGCUGAGCAGUAUUAGAAUAAUCAUAAAUCAAUAUUUCAUUUUAGUUGUCUUGUGCCUUCCUAUCUCAGAGAAGCUUUAGAAUCCAUUUAUUAAGAAGAUAAUCAUCAAUCAAUGGUGAUGUGUUAAUUUGUACACAAGUUUAAGAAGCAAGCAUUGCUUUCAUCCUACUAAUGCUAAAACUUGCUCCUUAGUAAUGCAGAAAAUGUAAUGAUAAAAUCAUAUUUUGAAAAAAUAUCACCAUUGUGGUUUCAAUUAGAUUGAAUAUUUGAAUUCUUAAGAAUGCUCUAGCAUAAGUGUCAUUAGGAGUUUAUUUCUACUCUUAAAGAACUUUUAUAAUCUUCAUGUAUUGCUUUUAUGACUUUUACAACCCUUAGAGAAUAGUAUACACUGAGGCACUGAAAAAAAAGUAAAUUGUUUUCAUUUUUAUCACUUUGGCACAAAGAGCCACAUUUAUUAAUUGCUAAUACCUGGGUGGAUGACUGUAUAUAUAUGUAUAUAUGUAGCAAUACAACAAUCAGCAAUGAUGGUUUUGGAUGGUGGGACCAUAAAUGAUUUUUUUUUUGCCAUGUGGUUUUCUGAAUCUUUCAGAUAUGAGCAUUUAUUACUUUGUAAUCAAGAACUAAAUAUAAUUGAUGAUUUAAAGAUAUAUGUAGUUUUGAGUGGUGAUUAUCUUUACAUCAAUGAACUAACACUACUGUUGUGUAUAUACCAUAAAUCUCCAUAAACUAUAAUUUUAGAAGCCCAUGAUGAAAACUUGUCUACAUGAACAUUCAGAUGACCUUCCUCCAUUAAAAACUCCAUUAAUAAAGUUUUUGUCUCCAUUUUUAUAAA
This is a messenger RNA of Vicugna pacos (alpaca), 2038 nucleotides long. Lineage: Eukaryota; Metazoa; Chordata; Mammalia; Artiodactyla; Camelidae. The record is from RefSeq and is a predicted model, not a curated record.